AUGAGACUGUUCGCAGUGAUUUUCUGGCUAGGCUGGGCUUUUGGCCAAGCGAGUGCCAAGAAUCCGGCUCCCGAGUCGGCCAGAUUGUUAGCCGCCCUCCAAGCAGCACCCGCUCCGGCGCCAGCACAAAGUGUGGUCUACAAACUGCCACCGCAGCACUAUUACCCACCUCCUCCGCCGCCGCCACCACCGCCGCAGCACUGCAACUGUCCGCCGGGGCCACCGGGUCCUCCGGGACCUCCAGGCUUGCCAGGUCUCCCUGGUCAGCAGGGUCCCAAGGGACACAGCGGAUCGAAGGGCGAACGGGGGGAGAAGGGAGAGCGCGGACAUCACGGAUUACCAGGCCAACAGGGGCCACCGGGUCCCAUUGGUCCACCUGGUUUUCCCGGUCCACCAGGUCAUAAAUCGGGAAGCAAUCACCAUGGUCAUGGUCACGAUCAUGAUCACGAUCACCACCACAACCACCACCACCAUAAUCCACCACCACCUCCGCCUCCUCCACCACCACCAGUCCUGCCGCCUCCCGUUAUAAUUCCCGUCCCAUUGCCACCCCCACCACCCCCGCACAAAGGCGACCACCAUCAUCACCACAAGGGAUCCAAGGGCCCACCCGGACCACCAGGACCACCGGGAAUGGGACCACCUGGACUUCCAGGACCGCCAGGCCCCACGUAUCCACCUCCACCACCUCCUCCUCCGCCGCCACCACCGCCAGUUUACCCACCGUAUCCUUACCCGUAUCCCCCACCCGGACCCUACCCAGGACCAGGACCUCAAGUGCCGUGGAUUCCCGUGCCAGUGCCAGUCCCUUGGCCUUCAAAGGGACACAAGGGCGACAAGGGCCACAAGGGAGGACACAAGGGCGAUAAGGGCGGACACCACCAUCACUACUAUCCACCGGGACACAAUAAGGGCGGGCAUUACCCGUAUCCACCCCACGACGGCGGACAUGGAGGCCACCAUCAUCCACCUUACCCGCCACCCUAUCCACCGCACUAUCCACCUGGCGACAAGGGGCAUCAUCACCAUCAUCCCUCCCACAAUCACGGGGGAGGAAAUGACGGGCACAACCAUCAUCAUCCCUCCCACAAUCAUGGAUAUCCUGGAAAUGACGGGCACAACCAUCACCAUCCCUCCCACAAUCAUGGACAUCCUGGAAAUGACGGGCACAACCACCAUCAUCCCUCCCACAAUCACGGAGCAGGAAAUGACGGGCAUAACCAUCAUCAUCCAUCCCACAAUCACGGAGGGCACAGCCAACAUCAUCCCUCCCACAAUCACGGAGGACAUGGCCAACAUCCUCCACACGGAAACGGCGGACACAGCCACAAUCAUCACCACCAUCACAAUGGAACUGUUCCGCAAAAGCCCACUGAUCCAGAACCAGGCGAUGGUGGCCAACAAACUCCCCGCGACGAUCUGGACUUGAUUGAUGAAGAUGUGGAGAUCGUCGAGAACAUAAUCGAUGACAAGGACUUUAUGGAGGGUGAGGGCGAGGAAGAAAUGCCCCAGGAAGUUUAUGAUUUCGAAACGGACCCCGAGGACGCAGGCUAUAUGGGUUACGAGGAUAACACAGUGGAGAAUCCAACACGUCCCGAUUCCGCUGAAGAAACUAAUGAGGAAGAUCAAAAUUUAGCUGCUGAAAACUACGUAGAAGAAGAGGCGGUAGAAGACGAACCUAUAAUGGAGGAUCAGGUGGACAUGGUCAAUUUAAUGGAGGAUAACCAGUCUUUUGACGGUUAUGCAAUCGAGGGUCGAACCAACAAACGCCCAGUUAUCCUGGCCUUUGGAACUCCUAGAAACCCCUUUCACAUUUAUGCCUAUGAACAGUAUAAAACGUAACAA
Messenger RNA from Drosophila takahashii, 1845 nucleotides. RefSeq names its product collagen alpha-1(III) chain. The record is from RefSeq and is a predicted model, not a curated record. Lineage: Eukaryota; Metazoa; Arthropoda; Insecta; Diptera; Drosophilidae.